Molecule: messenger RNA, 2030 nt
Organism: Microplitis mediator
Lineage: Eukaryota; Metazoa; Arthropoda; Insecta; Hymenoptera; Braconidae
Gene: ppk13
Product: pickpocket protein 28
Exons: 7
Coding region: 491-1873 (460 amino acids)
Biological process (GO): sodium ion transmembrane transport
Cellular component (GO): membrane
Molecular function (GO): ligand-gated sodium channel activity
Source: RefSeq, a predicted model, not a curated record
AAAAAAAGUUAAAUUAAAGACUGUGUCCAAUUUAGCCUUGUGUGUUACGGUAGUAAAAUCUGUGCAGACUUUUACAUGUCGCAGUAGGACCAACGAUUAAAAUAUAUAACGAAACUCAAAUAAAUGUUUCUUUCUCACUUGUUGUUCCCAAAGAUUCCAUAGAAUGGAGAGAGAGAGAAGUAUUGAGAGGAAACGGGAAGUGUCGACCAUUUUUGGUAUUUCAAAUUGGCGCCAUCUUGACCGAGCUGGAUUUUUCAAAUUAUAAAUAAUGUUUUGUAAUAUUUAUUGAAUUAAGUCGAUUAUCGAAUCGUUUAGACAUUUUUUGUGAAAAAUUUUAACGACAAAUAUGCUGUCAAAUGAUUGAAAUUAAUAGACUAAUGAUCAUAUGUCGGUGCGAAAUGUAAAUUUAUUUAUUACUAUUUUUUAAAUUUAUCAGAUCAAAUUGUAAAUUGUAUAAAAAAAUUAUAAACUAUAGAAAGUUGACAACACAAUGAGCGAAACUAAAAAGACAAUGGAUAAAAAUAAGAGCAAAAAGAAGAAGAAGAAUAAUAAGAAGACAACUAAAAGAAGCUUGAGUAUUUGGAAAGUAAUAAAAACAUUUUUUGUGAAUUCGAGUUUACAUGGAAUAAGAUAUUUGGUUGAAGAUGAUUUGCAUUGGUCCGAAAGGCUAUUUUGGAUAGUAGCCUGUGGUGUUAGUUGGUGGCUCUGUACUUCAUUGAUUUUGGGCAUAAUUGAUGAAUUUGUGACACGUAAAGUUGCAAUUACUAUGGCUACUGAUUAUUUAAAUUGGGAGAUUAGUUUUCCUGCGCUUCAUUUUUGUUUUUCUUUCAGUUCAAGAGCAAAAGAUUACGCGAUCAAAGUUACAGGCAUUAAUCCUCGCAAAGCUCAUACUUUGAGCCGCUUGAGCCAUUGGGCAAAAAUGGGAUACGAUGCAGCAUUGAAAGCACCAUUAACAUCUGAAGAACUCAGAGAACUAGAAAACCAGAUCACACCCAACUGCAAAGAUGUUUUUGGUGUUUGUAUUUGGAAUGAUAAAGUAGUUGACUGCUGUAAAUUAUUUUUUCCACUAACAACAAAUCUCGGUCGCUGUCUUUCAUUUAAUAGUUUUCAUUCAAAACUUCCUGACGAUCCCAGCUUACCUAAGUUCGUAAUGAAUCAUCAUAAAAAGGGGGCAAGAUUAAUAAUUUAUCCAAAUAAAACAGAAUUCUGGUCUUCAUCGCAUCCUUUUUUUAACUUGAUGUUCACGAAUCAAUUCGAGUAUCCGAAUCAAAAAGGAGGUCGGGAUACGUUUUUAACCGUCCAAUGGAGCCAGCCUACCCCGACAAUGUGGGAUAUAUCUCAAGUACCGACGUACAAUGAUGCUGGGGUCAAGUCACUGUCGAUUGCUGAUCGCCAAUGCAGAUUACCCACAGAAACUCACGAUUCAUUUCUUCUUGAAACUUACAAUUAUCAUGGGUGUAUGGUAGAAAGUCAGAUGAAAAAAUUUAACGAUACUUGUGGGUGCGUAGGUCAUAUAUUCCCACCUACGGACAUAUUCCGUACUUGCAAUUACACUGAACUUAAAUGUGGGUUUAACAAUAAAGAAGUUAUUGCUCAAGUAGAAAACCCGAAUUGUCUACCAGAUUGUGAAGACAUUGUUAUUGAUCAUGAACACAAUACUUUGGAUGAUGAAAAUGUACCAGAUUGGGCGGUCACUAAACUAGAGUUUAAUAUGUUACCUGGCCCGGUACAACGCUAUGAACGUUAUACAGUUCAUUCAAUGCUUGACGUUAUUGUUUCAGUAGGAAGUGCUUUGGGUCUUUUUGUCGGCGCCAGUGUCCUCAGCAUCGUUGAAAUUCCAUACUGGCUUUUUUUACGUCGCGAUGCAGAUUAAAUUUUCGUCACCAGUAAACAUUAAGAUAUAAAUCAAUCGUAAUUUUGAUUUAUUCAAGACAUGCCGACACACAUUUUUGAUUUAGUAUUUCCGUAUUUAUAGAUAUUAUAAUUAAAUGUGUUAAUUAUAUUUACAAAUGUAUUUAUGAUAAAGUUUG